Molecule: messenger RNA, 1845 nt
Organism: Zerene cesonia (dogface butterfly)
Lineage: Eukaryota; Metazoa; Arthropoda; Insecta; Lepidoptera; Pieridae
Gene: Gdi
Product: rab GDP dissociation inhibitor alpha
Exons: 1
Coding region: 91-1422 (443 amino acids)
Biological process (GO): protein transport; small GTPase-mediated signal transduction; vesicle-mediated transport
Cellular component (GO): cytoplasm
Molecular function (GO): Rab GDP-dissociation inhibitor activity
Source: RefSeq, a predicted model, not a curated record
UUUUCUAAAACUUCCGACAUUUUGACAUUUGUCCCGGUUGCUUGCCUAUUGUAUUUUCGAUUCGUGAAAAUAUAAUAAUCUUUUCCAAUCAUGGAUGAAGAAUACGAUGCAAUUGUGCUCGGCACAGGACUUAAAGAAUGUAUAAUUAGUGGAAUGCUUUCUGUGUCGGGAAAGAAGGUUCUACACAUUGAUCGUAACAAGUAUUACGGAGGAGAGUCUGCGUCAAUUACCCCGUUAGAAGAAUUAUUCUCUAAGUUCAAUGCUCCGCCUCCGGAUGAGACAUACGGCAGAGGUCGCGAUUGGAAUGUGGACUUGAUUCCCAAAUUUUUGAUGGCCAAUGGCUUGCUUGUCAAACUUCUCAUCCAUACGGGCGUCACCCGGUAUCUGGAAUUCAAGUCUAUUGAAGGCAGUUACGUGUACAAGGGUGGAAAGAUCUCCAAGGUGCCAGUUGACCAAAAAGAAGCACUCGCAUCGGAUCUUAUGGGUAUGUUUGAGAAGAGGCGUUUCCGCAACUUCUUGAUCUACGUUCAAGACUUCCAAGAAGAUGAUCCCAAGACAUGGAAGGAUUUCGACCCCACAACUGCUAAUAUGCAAGCUCUUUAUGACAAAUUUGGUCUCGACCGAAACACUCAAGAUUUUACUGGACAUGCUUUGGCCCUUUAUUUGGAUGACAACUAUCUACAGCAACCAGCUAGUCAAACCAUCCGCCGUAUCAAACUGUACUCCGAUUCACUUGCACGGUAUGGUAAGUCCCCUUACUUGUACCCCAUGUAUGGUCUAGGUGAGUUGCCACAAGGGUUUGCUCGUCUCUCUGCUAUUUAUGGAGGCACUUACAUGUUGGACAAACCUAUCGACGAGAUUGUGAUCGGAGAGGGAGGAAGGGUUGUCGGCGUCCGCUCCGGUAAUGAAGUAGCCAAGUGUAAGCAGGUCUACUGUGAUCCCAGUUAUGUCCCAGACAGAGUCCGUAAGAAGGGUCAGGUGAUCCGAUGCAUUUGCUUGUUGGAUCAUCCUAUCAACAACACUAAGGAUGCUCUGUCAACUCAGAUCAUUAUUCCACAAAAGCAAGUGGGCAGGAAUUCUGACAUCUAUGUCUCUGUGGUGUCUUACACACACCAGGUUGCUGCCAAAGGUUGGUUUGUUGCUAUGGUGUCUACAACAGUGGAGACCAAUGAUCCUGAGUCUGAGAUCAAACCUGGCAUUGACCUAUUGGGUUCCAUUAGACAGAAGUUUGUGUCAGUUACAGACUACUAUGAACCAACUGAUGAUGGAAGCCAGAGCCAAAUCUUCAUAUCCGAGUCUUAUGAUGCUACCACUCACUUUGAGACCACUUGCUUAGAUGUUCUUAAGAUCUAUAAGAGGGGAACUGGUGAAGAUUUUGAUUUCUCCAAAGUUAAGGUGGAAUUGGGAGAGGAAGAUCAAUAAGUUUUCCUAUAUUAUAUCUAUGUAUAUUAUUGCUUGUUAUUUUGAAAUUUGUUACUAAACUGGCUCUAUAUUGUUCCAUAGGGAUUUUGGGUAUGUCUAUAAGAGAUAUGUGUAUUUAGAUGCGCAUUAUACUUCUCAGUGCUCCAGUCGAUGAUUUUAUUAUUUCUUAUAAAUAAUUGCAUAAUACAUAUAAGAUUUGUUAUUUAUAGGAAUUAUCCUUUUUUUAAAGAUGCUUUUAUAUAAUUUAAGAUACAAGGCUAAAGAUAAUCUGCACAAGCAGUUGUUUCUGUGCAAAUAUUUGCAUUCCAUUAUUGGUACAUUGUAACUUGUAUCCAUAUCAUACUUUUUAUGUCAACUAAUGAAUGCUCACUGUACAUCUUAAUGUUCUGUGUAUGAUCAUGAAUAAAAUUACAUUAUUAUGUA